Molecule: messenger RNA, 1490 nt
Organism: Tachysurus vachellii
Lineage: Eukaryota; Metazoa; Chordata; Actinopteri; Siluriformes; Bagridae
Gene: tspan34a
Product: tetraspanin 34a
Exons: 8
Coding region: 99-833 (244 amino acids)
Cellular component (GO): membrane
Source: RefSeq, a predicted model, not a curated record
CAGCCAUUUUAUCCUGGUUUAUCACAACACUUACGCUCCACAACUGGACCAGUGACCUGACCUGAGAAGAGGAUCAGCAAAACUGAAAAUACUUCAAGAUGUGUUGCUCGGGGUUCCUGAAAAUAAUGAUGUUCGUCUUUAACGGCGUCAUCUUUUUGGCAGGUGCUGCAAUCCUGGGUGUAGGGAUCUGGGUGACCGUAGACAGCAGCUCCAUGCUUGGUGUAUUAGCUCACAUUAAAGACGCACCACCUGAGUUGGCUCAGCUGGCUAAUGUGGGUUACCUGCUGAUCGCAGUGGGGUCCAUACUUGCUCUUAUGGGCUUCCUGGGCUGCUGUGGUGCCAUAACUGAGAACAAGUGCAUGCUUCUGACCUUCUUCAUCAUCGUGCUUCUCAUCUUCAUUGCUGAGGUAGCUGGGGCUAUUGUAGUUCUGGUGUUUAAGCCCUUGGCGAAGGAUAUUUUGGACAAUCUGAAUCAGAAGUUUGUAGAGGCCAUAAACAAAGAGUACGGAAACAAUGAAGACUUCACCAGUGUCCUGGACAGCACCAUGACACAGCUAGAAUGCUGUGGAUACAACAACUACACCGACUUCAAUGGAUCUCCUUUUCAAAAUGGCACCAAACUUUACCCAGCGGCUUGCUGCUCUGAAGAGACUUCAGAAAAGUGUGAUUUAAAUACUGCACAAAAACAGGACGUGCAGGGUUGUUUCAAUGCCCUGCUCAACCUGAUAGAGGAUAACGCUUCUAUAAUAGGAGGUGUGGCCCUCGGCAUUGCUGCUUUAGAGAUUGCUGCGAUGGUUGUGUCCAUGGUCCUGUACAAUAACAUUGGGAAGUAAUGACCAAAGCUGAAGCUAUAGCACUGAUGUAUGCACUUCUUCUUAGUAACUUCACCGCAGACUGAUUGCUGUCUUAUAGCUGCUUAUUGACACAAAUUCUCAUGGGCCAACUCUUCUGAAAAGUUACCAAUGAUUAAGUGUUUUAAGGAUUUUUUAGUAGGAAAAUUCAAAAGGAAAUUGAAUUAAUUAUAAUUCCUGUGAAUAUUGCAAGACAUCUUGCUAAUAAGACAAAGGAUGAAUAAGCGCUAAAAAGAAACGGUUAAUAAGAACUUUUUUUUUUAAAAGUCUGUUGUUGCCUAUUACCUUUAUUUAUUUGUAUGUUUAUAAGAUUUAUGUUGGAUGAAGUAUUAAUCAGAGCAUUGUCUCCCACACUUUUACACAAUACACACUCGUAAUGUCAGUUAGACUCCAGUCUAGUAAAGAUUUGAAUAUUUGCUUUUUGUUUACUCAGGCAAUAAAACAAAGAUUGUAUUUUACAACACUGCUCAUGAUGCAUAUAUUAAAUUAAUGCUGUCUUGUAAAACCUUGAACGUUUCAUCUACAGUUUCAAAUUGUCCUGUUCUAUUGGCUGCAUUUUGCUCCUGUUUUAAUUGAAAUGUUUCUGCCAACAGAACACGACAAACACAAUAAUAUCGUAAUAGAAAUAUUAUAUUUUCA